AUGUCCCUCGCAAAGACCAAGCUCUCGCUCGCCGAGAAGCUAGACUUUCUCCCCGCAUUGGCGACUAUCUUCGUCGCGGCAACGUAUUCGCUUCUCACGGGUCUCUGGCGUACCGAGCGUCAAGCCAAGUCGUUGCUGCUGCACUUUGGCUAUGCCAUUUUCCGCCAGGCGACUGCGCGUCUGUCGCCGGCGCAGAUGCAGGCUAUCCUCCCUCCCAGCAACAAGAUCUAUGAGCGAUACGUGAAGAAGGUCGGCGUGCAGCCUCAGUCCGUGGACUUGGGACACGGCGCGCUGGGCCACUGGGUUGGUGAUCGCGAUGCGACAAACGUGCUCAUCUGGUUCCACGGCGGCGGCUUCGGUCUCCCCGCAAACAUGGGCUACUUCAAAUUCUACGCCCAAGUCAUCGCCGACCUCCAACGCGCCGGCAAAUCCGUCGCCGUCUUCAGUCUCACCUACACCCUCGCCCCGGAAGCAACCUACCCAACCCAACUGCGCCAAGCCGUCUCUGCAGUCCGCUACAUUCUCUCCAAUUCCAACCGCGACCCAUCCACGAUCUUCUUAGGCGGCGACUCCGCCGGCGGAAACCUAGUCUGCGGCGUGCUCUCCCACGCAGCACACCCACACCCGGAAAUCGAGCCUCUCGCCCUGGGUAACCACAAAUUCGGCGGCGCGGCGAUGAUCGCGCCCUGGACGUUGCUGGAUACCGAGUUCCCCGGACAAGAUAUUUAUCACGGUGGUGAUUUGAUUACCACGGCCGUGGCGGCGCCGUGGAGCACGGCGUAUUUGGGCGGUGCGACGAGGGAUUAUUAUACGGAUCUGUCGCAUGCGCCGACGGAGUGGUUUAAAACGUUCCCCGUGAAUAGGGUGUUGAUUACGGGCGGUGGGAACGAGAUUUUGUUGCCGAUUAUUCGUGAUUUUGCGGAGAAGAUUCAGGCGGGAUUCCCGGACGUUGAACUCUUUGUUGGAUAUCGUGAGUGUCAUGUUGCUCCUAUUUAUAAUUUGGAGUUGGGGAGUACCGAGGAGACGGAGCAGGGGAAGAAGGUUAAGUCUUGGUUGAGGGAGUUGGCGAAGUGA
Messenger RNA from Penicillium cataractarum, 1074 nucleotides. RefSeq names its product lipase/thioesterase family protein. NCBI's taxonomy places the organism in Eukaryota, Fungi, Ascomycota, Eurotiomycetes, Eurotiales, Aspergillaceae. The coding region runs from base 1 to 1074 and encodes 357 amino acids. The transcript has 2 exons. Gene Ontology annotation, molecular function: hydrolase activity. The record is from RefSeq and is a predicted model, not a curated record.